Molecule: messenger RNA, 1455 nt
Organism: Ostertagia ostertagi
Lineage: Eukaryota; Metazoa; Nematoda; Chromadorea; Rhabditida; Trichostrongylidae
Source: the annotation of a GenBank genome assembly
AUGCUGUGGGAAAAGUCGCAUGAAGGAAUCACAAUGACGAGAUGUUACGGUAAAGAAAGAAACAGAGAGGCACACACACACAUACAUUCAGCGAUAGCAAUGUUGCUUCUUCGUAUGGAAAAACGCGAUAGUACGCGUGAUUCGUCCGAUCGCGAUAGACGAGCGACAAGCAGUGGAGUUAGGCCACGCCAGGCACUGCUUUCUGGCCUCUCACACUGGGCUCCCGCCGCGAUGACAAAUCGGGCUCCUGGAUCGGCCUCCGCUUCGGCGAGUACGACCAACUCGCAAGGUGUUCUCAUGGUUGGACCCAAUUUUAAGGUUGGCAAGAAGAUCGGCUGCGGAAACUUCGGAGAGCUGCGUCUCGGGAAGAAUCUUUAUAACAACGAACAUGUAGCGAUCAAAUUGGAACCGAUGAAGAGUAAAGCUCCCCAACUCCAUUUGGAGUACAGAUUCUAUAAGCUUCUUGGGCAGUCAGAAGGCUUACCACAAGUGCAUUACUUUGGACCAUGUGGUAAAUACAACGCGUUGGUCAUGGAGUUGCUUGGACAUUCGCUGGAGGAUCUGUUUGAUCUUUGUGACAGACAUUUCUCGUUGAAAACGGUCGCAAUGGUCGCCAUGCAACUGAUCCGGCGGAUAGAAUACGUGCACGCGAAGCAUUUGAUCUAUAGGGAUGUGAAACCGGAAAACUUUCUCAUAGGACGAUAUUCAACCAGAAAACAACAUGUGCUUCAUAUAAUUGACUUUGGUCUUGCAAAGGAAUACAUUGACUGUGAUACCGGAAAACACAUCCCGUACCGAGAACACAAGUCCUUAACUGGUACAGCACGGUACAUGUCCAUCAAUACGCAUCUCGGCAAGGAACAGUCACGGCGAGAUGACUUAGAAGCCCUUGGACAUAUGUUCAUGUACUUUCUCAGGGGUAGUCUGCCUUGGCAAGGGCUGAAGGCAGACACGUUAAAAGAGAGGUAUCAAAAAAUUGGAGAUACAAAACGGCAAACAGCUGUUGAGGUUUUAUGUGAAGGAUUCCCAGAGGAAUUCGCUCAGUAUCUCCGUUACUCACGACGACUCGAUUUUUUCGAAACACCAGAUUACGAUUACUGUUAUAAUUUAUUUAAAGCUGUUCUUGAUCGAUUAGGAGCCAGUUAUGAUUAUGAGUUUGAUUGGACGCCGAAGCUCAACAAUGUGUCAACCCCUUCCGGUUCAUUGCAUACCGCUGAAACGAAGGAAAGCAAAAGAGAGCGGGCAGAUGCUCUCAAACCCAAUCAUGCAUCUACUCAUCCAUUUGGAUCAACACAGGUAAUAAACUCAAAUACUGGUGAAGUGGGCGAUGAUGCGGCAGCAGGACGAGGUGGAGAUAUGCAUCGACAAGACGAACAAUCAGGAGAGGUGAAAUGCUGUUGUUUCCGUCGACGCAGAAGAAAGCAGCCGACGUCAGGGCAGUUAGCACAAAAGUAG